AUGAACUGGUCUGCAUCUGUUGUCACGGCCAAGACGGCUGAUACGGAGCCUAUGAUCGUCGUCACGUUCGAUCAGGCGAAGUACUACUUCAACGCGGGGGAGGGAACCACACGUUCGGUGCUGCAAGCUGGUCGAGGAUGGAGGAAAGCGAAGGCUGUGUUCCUUACGGAGGCUGGUACAAGAACCAGUGGUGGACUUGCUGGCAUGCUCAUGUCUAUCGCGGACUCGAGCGAACGAAAACUUGAUAUCAUCGGUCCAAAAGGCAUCCUGCACUUUAUUGCUGCCAUGCGCAUCUACACCUAUAGGGCACAUCUAGCUCUCAAUAUCACGGAAUCCAAGAAUACUGCGACGUCAGCCUCGGCUUCUUCCAGUACCCCGGACCCAAUAUACAAAGACGGGAAUGUCACUGUAUACUCGAUCCCACUCUUCCCCACCCCGCAAGAUGUCUUCGCCGCCGCCCCACAGGACGCCCCGGCCGAAAGUCUGAAGCGCAAACGAGAUCCAUCUCCGGACUCAUCAUCGAAACGCCUUGCCGCGACAACUUCAUCAUCGUCCACUACACCCGUCGCUCCACCCACGCCCGCGUCAAAGCCAUCGUCACCUGGGAAGCAAGCCAAGGGCAAGCCCAACUCCUCCGCCAACGAUGAACAUCCCGACGACAAGAGACGCCGCAACUUCGUGAACCACAUGUUCUCGUGGAAAGAGCCGGAUAACGCUGGUGUCCAGAAACGCAAGGGCAAGGGAAAGAAGGAUGAGCCUGCGCCCUCCGAUCCACCUCCAUGGCACGAGCCCACCGACGCCAAUGCACGUUCUUGGCGCCCGCCGCCUAAAGGCUGGCGCAACCCUCUCCCGCCUUUUAAACCUACACCGGACACUCCGCGCACACUGUCCUACGUUCUUCUCGGACCGCAAAUGCGAGGGAAGUUCGACGUGAAACGCGCAGAGGAGCUUGGAUUGAAAGGGAGGAAUAGGGCGCGAGUCGCGCAGGGCGAGACUGUCAAGUUCAUGAGGAAAGACGCGGAGGGAAAGGAGUUCGAGCAGGUUGUGAAGCCGAGCGAUGUGCUGGGAGAGACGGAAGAGCCGCAGGCUGUGUUGGUACUCGACGUGCCGACGCCGGGCCAUAUCGAAUCGCUCUUCGACGCGUUCAAGGGCUCAUUCUACGCUUCAUUGAGGUCGAAGAACGAAGAGGAUUGGAAGAAGCAUAAGGCGCGCGUCGUGUAUCACAUACUCGGACCUGGCGUAUUGGAACACCCGCGCUACAAGGAGUUCAUGACCGGGUUCGCAGACCACACUCAGCACAUCGUCUCUGCACCUGAGGUCGCGCCCAAUCCGGCGACGUUUGUCAGCGCAGCGUUCUCCCAGCUCAGGCUGGGUCAGCUUGAUGAUCAGGUCUUCCCUCUGACGAAGUACAGCCUCGAUGCUCCCAAGGCACUUUCCGACGUCCCAGAUCUCCCGCCAAACACAACUUUGAUGGCGCACCAUCUGACAACGCGCGUUCGCCCCGCUAUCCCAUCAGAACUCCUAGCCGACCUCGUAGCGCGAGAUCGCUUCCAUCCCGCCGUCGCAUCCAACAGCGAGUGGGAACUGCCGGAGGAUACGAAGGCGCGCUAUGAUGAGGCGAAGAAAGCCGUCGAGGAUAUUAUGGCGCCUGAGCCGAAGCCGGGCGAUGAUCUUGUCAUUGUACCGCUUGGAACCAGCUCAGCUGUACCCAGCCGAUACCGCAAUGUGUCGGGUCUGCUCCUGCAGAUACCUGGACAAGACAAAGCGAUCAUGGACUGUGGCGAUGGGACAUGGGGGCAAAUGUGCCGCUUCUUUGGGACUACGGGCGAGGGGAACGUGUGGGAGGUCCUGCGCGACUUGAGACUGAUAUACAUCAGCCAUGCUCAUGCGGACCAUCACGCCGGUUUGGCUAAGAUACUUGCUAUGCGCAAGCAGCUCGAUCCACCGCCUACUGAACCACUCUUCCUGGUUGGGCCAUAUGUUGUGCAUCUGUACAUCAGGGAGUACGCUGAGGUUGAAGAACUCGGGCUACUCGAUGGCUAUGAGGCGGGUACUACAGAUGUUGUGCCGAUUCUGAGCGAGGCGCUUCUGCCUCCGCGCCCUGAAGACAAGUUCUCCUUCGCGAAUAUGUCCGGAUGGCGGAACUACGACGCUUCGAAAGCUACCACUCGCGCGCUAUGCGAGCACUUGAAUCUCGAGUCGUUUAAGCUCGUUGAGGUCCAGCACCGCACGAAAGCGUCCGGCCUUAUCAUGACAUCCAAAGACGCCGAUGGCCCAUGGAGAGUGGUCUACUCGGGCGACACCAUGCCCUGCGACGAGCUCGUCGAAGCCGGCAAGAACGCAACGGUCCUGAUCCACGAAGCCACAAUGGGCGACGAACAACUCGAAAUGGCCGAGAAAAAGGCGCACAGCACUAUCGGUCAAGCCGUCGACAUCGGUAAACGGAUGAACGCGCGACACACUAUUCUCACGCAUUUCUCGACGCGGUACCCUGAUAUGCCGGCGUACCUCGCCGAACCCCAUGUUGGCGAGGGUGAGGGGACGAAUGUGGCGCUUGCGUUCGAUCAUGCAAGGAUGAGAGUGGGGGAUCUGUGGAAGAUGCCUUUGUAUUUGAGGGCUAUUGAGAAGAGCUUCAAGGAUACGGCAGAGCCGGAGGAUGAGGAAGAGGAGAAGGAGUUGUUGGCAGCUAAUAUCGGGCAGACGUAG
Messenger RNA from Peniophora sp. CBMAI 1063, 2706 nucleotides. The record is from the annotation of a GenBank genome assembly. Lineage: Eukaryota; Fungi; Basidiomycota; Agaricomycetes; Russulales; Peniophoraceae.